AUGAUUUCACAACUCAUCUGGGCAUUGCUGUUACAUCAAGUAGCCUACGCUGCACCGACUGCAGCUGAUUUGUCGAGGAUCGUCAAUGGCACGGAUGCUUCCAUCAAUGAUUAUCCUUUCAUGGUAUCUUUGCGGGGCAGCACUGGCCGUCAUUCCUGUGGUGGAAGUAUUCUCAACGAAAACUGGAUUCUGACAGCUGCACAUUGCGUCAACUACUACACAACUCCUCUGUUGCAGUCGGUUCAGGUUGGCAGAACGAAUGUUUCAUCAGAAAUCGACGAGUCCGUUUAUUGGAUAGACGAUGUAAUCAUUCAUCCGUUUUACGAUUCGUCUAAAAGUAACAUCUUCGACGUGGCGUUGCUGAAACUGAAGAAAUCGUUGGUUUUUGGCGAUACUAUCAAGCGGGUCCAGCUUCCGAAGGACAAGUAUCAGGAAUUGGAUGAAUCCGAUUUAGCCGUAACCCUUAUCGGAUGGGGACGGAACGCAACGGAAGGAGUUGCUCAUACCACCCUGCAGAAAGUGAACUACUUUGUGGUACCAAAUGAAAAGUGCAACAAUUUGCAUGACAAUCACAUCUAUCCGAACCUGAUAUGUGCUGGCAUUCCAGAAGGAGGAAAAGGGCAAUGCAAUGGAGAUUCGGGCGGCCCAUUGCUACAUAAGGGAGUUCAAGUCGGCAUCGUGUCAUGGAGUAAAAAGCCCUGCACUAUCGCACCUUAUCCGGGCGUACUAACCAAAGUGUCAUAUAUCAUUGAUUUCAUCAAUGAAAAUGCAUACGUGUGAAAGGCAGAUGCGAUUGUUUUGCUGUCAUAUCUGAAUUAAGUUCUUAUCAUUCCACGAGAAGCCGUUUAUUUGAACUAGCGAUAACCCAACUUCAUUUAUUACGUUCGGAUUGAAAUCUUCAGACGUCAAAUCGAAGAAAACGAUGUAUUUACAAAUGAAAUCUAUCAAGAACAGUAUUAUCAAAACUAUUGUAAAUUUUGCCUCGUAUAGAAAGAUUUUUUUGUAUACUUUUGCUAGUGCUCGCGUUGAGAAGUGCUGAUC
Molecule: messenger RNA, 1041 nt
Organism: Malaya genurostris
Lineage: Eukaryota; Metazoa; Arthropoda; Insecta; Diptera; Culicidae
Product: trypsin-6-like
Exons: 3
Coding region: 1-780 (259 amino acids)
Biological process (GO): proteolysis
Molecular function (GO): serine-type endopeptidase activity
Source: RefSeq, a predicted model, not a curated record